GGGGACGGGGCCCUGGACGAGCUCGACGACGACGCUGCCCUCCUUGCGCUGGAGGCGUUGGAGGAAGAGCUCGUCGACCACGCUGCUGGUGCUGGUGACCGCGGCGUUCCCUUAGGUGGUGCGGGCGAGCCCUCGACUCGAGUGGAUCUGCCUGGUGGCUGGGUCCAGUUCUUCCCCACCGACGGCCGCUUCCAGGCGACGUGCGCAGAUCCGAGGCACCAGUUGGAAGGGAACCCUUGUCGGAUGACACGUCAGAACACGCGUGCGGCAGGGGCCGACACCGCUAGCGGGAGGCCGCGCGGCCUCAUGUCCGGGUGGAUCGAGAUCAGCAGGGACUUCGCGACGCGGGCUGACCACAGGGCAGUGUUCAUGGUCAUGACCAUCCCCCGCGCAGAUCGAGAGGCAGCGCGGGGCAGGCUCAUGGCCCGCGCUGGCGGGCCCGAGGUCGUCUCGCGGGAGCGCCCGCGGGAUAUCCCUGGUGGCGAGCCCGAGGGGCCGAUCAAUGUCCCCAUGGGUUGGUGA
Messenger RNA from Prorocentrum cordatum, 522 nucleotides. The record is from the annotation of a GenBank genome assembly. Lineage: Eukaryota; Dinophyceae; Prorocentrales; Prorocentraceae.